Alexandromys fortis (reed vole) is the source of this 3202-nucleotide messenger RNA. RefSeq names its product dual adaptor of phosphotyrosine and 3-phosphoinositides 1 (gene Dapp1). Lineage: Eukaryota; Metazoa; Chordata; Mammalia; Rodentia; Cricetidae. The transcript has 9 exons. The record is from RefSeq and is a predicted model, not a curated record. Bases 113 to 955 code for a protein of 280 amino acids.
CUCAGCCACAGAAGGCUCCUGUCUCACUGAGGAGCAGUGUGUGUCCAGCCCUGGAGCCCUUCUCUCUCAACAGCACCUGGCAGGAAGGUGGCCAUCAGAAGCAAAGGAACGAAUGGGCAGAGCGGAACUUCUAGGAGGGAACAUGAGUAUCCAGGAUCCCUCAGAGCUGUGGGGUCGAUCCGAUGGAGGAGCAGACCUGCUCCAGGACUUGGGGUGGUAUCAUGGCAACCUCACACGCCAUGCAGCUGAGGCGCUUCUCCUCUCCAAUGGACGUGAUGGUAGCUACCUACUAAGGGACAGCAAUGAGCAGACCGGACUCUAUUCUCUCUCCGUGAGAGGCAAAGACUCUGUCAAACACUUUCACGUCGAAUACACUGGGUACUCGUUUAAAUUUGGCUUUAAUGAAUAUUCAACUUUAAAGGAUUUUGUCAAGCAUUUUGCAAACCAGCCUUUGAUUGGAAGCGAGACAGGGACUCUGAUUGUUUUGAAACAUCCUUACCCAAGAAAAGUGGAAGAACCUUCCAUUUAUGAAUCAGUCCGGGUCCACACAGCAAUGCAGACAGGAAGAACAGAAAAUGACCUCGUGCCCACUGCACCUUCUCUUGGCACCAAAGAAGGUUACCUCACCAAGCAGGGCGGCCUGGUCAAGACCUGGAAAACAAGAUGGUUCACUUUGCAAAGGAACGAGCUGAAAUAUUUCAAAGAUCAAAUGUCACCAGAACCAAUUCGGAUCCUAGACCUAACGGAGUGCUCAGCCGUUCAGUUUGAUUACUCACAGGAAAGAGUAAACUGUUUCUGCCUGGUGUUUCCGUUCAGGACAUUCUAUCUCUGUGCAAAGACAGGAGUUGAAGCUGAUGAGUGGAUCAAAAUACUGCGAUGGAAGCUGUCAAAAAUAAGAAAACAGCUGGAUCAAGGAGAGGACACUGUCCAAACUCGGUCAUUCAUCUUCAAAUAGAACUUUCUUGGCUUUUCUUGGCUCAAGGGCAAGGUGGAAUGUUCCAGGUGCUCUGAUCUGUGGCAGGCUUCAGAGGAAAGGCCAUUAAGGGAGUUCCUCAAACAAAAACAAACACAAAGCAGACCGUGGUCAGGAGCUGGACGCUGUUUGCUGAUUCACGGAAAACAGCUGGCAGGACCCGGCCAUCUGCUCAAGAACACAGAAGCAGCAGCACCCCGCUGAUGGGAACUGCCUAACCUCCACUGCCAGUGGAGCCACUCAGAACACAGAGCAAGGCUGAUGGGAACUGCCCAACCUCCACUGCCAGUGGAGCCACUCAGAACACGGCGCAAAACCAAUUGCUGGUUUGCUCUCUCAGUGGCUUAGGCUUGUUGACUCUAGUUGCCUGGCGUCCUGCCCCAAGUCACGGUCAGCACAACUAAGCUUCAGAUGUGUUCUAAACAGCAAGGAAGCGGCAAUACAUUGGGAGCACAGGCUCUUUAAGAAAGCAAAAACAAGAUAAUAAACGCCAAGGACUUUCAAAGGAGGGGCUGCUUUCGUUUUGUUUAUAUACAAAAACCUCAAGAAGGGCUGGAGAGGUGGCUCAGCCAUUAAAUGUGCAUCUGUUCUUGCAGAGAACCUGAGUUCAGUUUCCAGGAUCCACAUCAGAUGGCUUGCAAACACCCAUCUCUCCAUCUUCAGAGGGAUCGGACGCCUCUGACCUCCUUGGGCACCUGCGCUCAGGCACACAUACUCACACACAUGCACAUAAUGCAAAAAAAAAAAAUUAAAACGUUUCCAAAAAAUGAGAAAAUGUUCAUCAUGGGUUUUUUUUUUUUUUUUUUUUUUUUUUUUGCUUUUAAGAGGCUUAGAAAUCAGACUGGUGCCACACCACCUUUGACAACCUGAGAGGGAUCCCUAAAACCUACAUAGAGGUGGAAGGAGAGAACCAACUUCACAAAGAUGUUCUUUGACCUCUCUAUGUAUGUCAGCAUGUGUGAUCCCCACAUCACACAUAACACACACAAUAAUUGCUUUUUUUUAAAUAAAAAUCCAGUGGAUCCUUUACUUCUAAUGAUAAACUGUGAGAACUACAUGUCUUGUGGGUAACUAGAUAGAUAGAUUUACUAUAUGUAAAUUAACCUAUAGUAAAGAGUGAGGAUGUUUUAAACAGCAAGAAACUGCACACUGAAAGGUGAUGAGCAGUGGGUGACUUUUAAUUUAUGGUUAUCAUUACAAAUGUAAUAACACACUUAUAAGCACUAAGUUAGAGACUUCCCCAUAAAGGAUGCCCCCCAUCUCUUUCCAGGGUAGGCUGUAUGAGAAUAGCCCCAUGUAAAGCACCCCAAGAUUAUUAAAAGACAUCUUCUGCUACAUAGCUGUUGCAAACUAGAUCCCCAAUGACAGACUGGUGUUCAGAGGCCAUGAAUAGGUCUUGACUUCUAUUAUCACUGUUGAUGUGGCUUUAAAGGACAGAAGUUAGAAGGGUGAUGAGCCAGCAGGUGGAGAGCUGGUGGGACUCUGUUCUCGCAGCACAGAGGCAGUGGGCAGCACUUUCGCCAGUGUGACCAAGACACUUGAGAGAACAGCUGAUCGGAAUGAUCACUCUGUGGUUCUUGAUGUCUCAGUUCACCAUGCUUAGGGUGUGGUGCAGCUGCUCACGUCAGAGCAGGCAGGAAUCUGAGCACGGCUGGAACAGAAAAGGGAGGAGCCAAGACAAGAGACCCCAGGAACACAUACUUCCAGCCAGGUCCCAUCGUCCACAUUCUGCCACGUCCUAGUAAUCUGUUCAAAUUCUCAUCAAUUUGGAUGAAAUAAAUGAAGUAAACCUGUCAUUAGGUCAGCUCUCUCACCUCUGGGAUGCCUUCAAGGACAUACCCACAAUACUUUUGGUAUUUCUCAUUCACAGUACCUUGUUAAAAUUUUUUUUCUCUUGUUUAUACAGCUAAGACUCAGAAAUUGUUUUUUUCCAACGGGUUUUUUGGAGUUGGGUUGUGGAUCAGUGGUAGAAUGCUUACUGCAAGGAGGGGCAUUUAAUUUGUUAUGUUUGUGUUAUAUGGAUUAAAGCAAUGUCAAGAUAAAAUGUUUUGUGUUAAGUAUGCAAAAUAAGGAGUUAACAUUGGCCUCUCCUUGAGAGGUACCAUUUUGUUUCCUUACAAAAAAGUGUUUUUCUUCGUGUGUUAAAUAUUCUUUUUACUUUCUGUAAAAUUUGUUUAUUUAUAUGCUUUGGUUCUGUUUACUAAGUAAAAAGUACAUGAUUUUGUUGUA